Vombatus ursinus (common wombat) is the source of this 2078-nucleotide messenger RNA. Its product is annotated as free fatty acid receptor 3-like. The transcript is spliced from 2 exons. Gene Ontology annotation, molecular function: G protein-coupled receptor activity. Lineage: Eukaryota; Metazoa; Chordata; Mammalia; Diprotodontia; Vombatidae. The coding region runs from base 1045 to 2007 and encodes 320 amino acids. Gene Ontology annotation, cellular component: plasma membrane. Gene Ontology annotation, biological process: G protein-coupled receptor signaling pathway; cellular response to fatty acid. The record is from RefSeq and is a predicted model, not a curated record.
AAGAAAGAGGUAACCUCCUCCCUUGAGACCAUUUGACUGUGACCCCACAGUCCUCUCUCAUCAAUCUCAGACGUGCACAGAACCCUUUGAGGGAGUGAGAAGGGGGAGAGGAGGAGGCGCAGCCUCAUAACCAGGACAGGAGCCUGUGAGGGGGCCCGAAUGGGCAUAGCUCUGACACCCCCACACACCAUCAUCCAGCCUCCACAGCCGGUGGGUGUGCGCUCCUUGCCUUCUCAGGCUCUGACUCUAGACACAGAUGGUUCUAAAUGCUGGCAAAGAUUUUUCCUCGUUUUGUUGGAUCUAAGUCUGCCUCUUUGCCUCCCCAACCCCUCGCACCUGGAGGAGCCAAGAGGAACAAGUAUUGACCCUCUUUCACAUGACAGCCGCUCAAAUACCUCAAGACAGCUAUCAUGCCCAAGUAGCCCCUGCCCUCAGGAAGGACUUGGGAAUGUGAACUCCAGGCAUAAGCUGGAAGGUGGGAGAGCACGAAUGUCACUGGAGGAAGCCUCCGGGAGAAAGGAGAAAGUGGGAGGAAAUACACUGGGCAGGGUGUCCUCUCGUGCGGCUACCAGAGGGUACAAGUAAGGUCAGCAAGAGCAAGAUGCCUUGGCCACUACCGGGAGAAAAGGGGAAACAACCCCCUAAGACAAGGGAAAAUGGUCUUGGACAGCAGUGGGACCUGAGCACAAUGGAAUAAGUCUGAAAUUUUCUGCUUUUUUCAAGAAUCAGGUGGGAGUAUCUGUGACCUAAGCCCCUGAAAAGUGUCCCUCGGGGGAGUCCAUUCAGGCCAUGGACAAGACUCUCCACCCUCCUCAGGAGGGCUCAGACUUGAGCUCUGAAAUUUGACUGCCUGUUUGCAUAUUUCCAUCUCUUGGUUGAAGAGAUGAAAGUACCUCUUGUGUUGCCACUGAACAGUGACCUCACUGCUCAGUGUUUAUGGUACCCAAGAGAUAAGUAGCUAAGCACCCUGCCUGCUCUGACAGUCUGAGCGGAGGGAGGGGACACUCAGAUACUGGAAAGGAGCAGGCUGGGCAAGAAGCCACCAUGGACAAGAAUGCAGCUGAGGGCUACUUCCCUGACAGCCACUGGCUCUACUUCUCUGUCUACCUCUUCACCUUCCUCACUGGCCUUCCCCUCAACUUGGUGGCCCUGAUUGUCUUUGUGGGUAAACUGAGGCGUCGCCCUGUGGCUGUGGAUGUCCUUCUGCUCAACCUGACCAUCUCUGAUGUGCUCUUGCUAGUUUUCCUGCCCUUCCGGAUGGUGGAGGCAGCGAGCAGCAUGUACUGGCCUCUGCCCUUCAUCUUAUGCCCCAUCUCAGGCUUUCUUUUCUAUUCCACUAUCUACCUUACCUCCCUCACCCUCACAGCUGUGAGUGUGGAGCGAUUCCUGGGGGUGGCCUACCCUCUGUGGUACAAGACCCAGCCACGAGCUGGCCAGGCUGGCUUGGUCAGUGUUGGCUGUUGGCUGUUGGUUGGUGCCCACUGCAGUGUGGUCUAUGUUGCUGAAUAUUUGGGGGACACUUUCCAAAAGCAACAAACCAAUCGGACCUGCUACCUGGAUUUUAGGGAAGACCAGUUGGCCAUUGUGCUGCCUGUCAGGCUCGAGAUGGCUGUGGUCCUCUUUGGGGUCCCACUGGUUAUUGCCAGCUACUGCUAUGGUCGAAUGGUGUGGAUCCUGAGCAAGGGGGGCAGCUGGAAGAGGAGAAAAAGGGUGGCAGGGCUGAUAGGGGCCACCAUGCUCAAUUUUCUACUCUGCUUUGGCCCGUACAACGCGUCCCACAUCGUCGGCUAUAUCCAGGGCAAGAGUCCAAGAUGGCGCGGGUAUGUGUUGCUGCUCAGCACCCUGAACUCCUGCGUUGAUCCCCUGGUUUUCUACUUCUCGUCAUCUGGCUUCCAGAGGGACUUCCACAGGUUGUUCAGGAGUCUGACGGAAGCUGCAGGUCUUUGGGGAAAAAAUGGGUCGGGAAUACAAAGAAAAGGACAGGAGAAGGAACUGUCCAAUAGCUAAAAGAGGGAACAUGGAGUCAAGGCCAUGGAGUGAAAGAGGGGAUCAGAGGGCGAGCUGAGCUCCCUGGCAAA